This is a messenger RNA of Thlaspi arvense, 1789 nucleotides long. The record is from the annotation of a GenBank genome assembly. Lineage: Eukaryota; Viridiplantae; Streptophyta; Magnoliopsida; Brassicales; Brassicaceae.
ACACGUGUCAUCCUCCCUCUUCCUACUUAACACCUAGGCGCAUGCAUCCUUCUUAUAAAGAUAGUAAAACAUUUUGAAUCAUCGGAGAGAUAAAGAGAGAGGGGAAAAUGGAGAAAAACAGGAAAAUCUUUACGUUUUUGCUUCUGGUUAUGUUUUUCAAUGGAAUUAUGAUCAUGAGAUCAAAUGGGUAUGAAGGAGACGAAAAGUGGCAAGGAGGAGGAGACGAAAAGUGGCAAGGAGGAGGACAAGGAGGACAAGGAGGAGGAGAAGGAGGAGGAGGACAAGGAGGAGAAGGAGGAGGAGGACGAAGAGGAAAAGGAUGGUUCCUGAUGAAAGAGUGGAGACAAGUGAUCAAAUCAGAAGGUGGAGAAAUGAGAGUUGUGAUAUCUCCAAGGGGAAGGAUCAUUGAGAAACCAAUGCACAUUGGGUUUCUAACAAUGGAACCUAAAACCCUCUUUGUCCCUCAGUAUCUUGACUCAAGCAUCCUCUUCUUCGUUCGUCAAGGUGAAGCAACCCUUGGAGUGAUAUGCAAAGACGAAUUCGGAGAGAAGAAAUUGAAAGGAGGUGACAUAUACUGGAUUCCAGCUGGUUCUGCCUUUUAUUUGCUUAACACAGGCCGAGGCCAACGGCUUCACGUCAUUAUCAGCAUUGAUCCAUCGCAGAGUCUCGGCUUUGAAACCUUCCAACCUUUCUAUAUUGGUGGAGGCUCGUCGUCUGUUCUUGCCGGCUUUGAUCGGGACACUCUAACUUCAGCACUCAACGUUUCUAGACCGGAGGUGCAACAAUUGUUGACGAGUCGAUUCGGUGGUCCGAUUGUGCACAUCCAAGAGCAUGCUCCCACAAUGUGGACCGAGUUCUUGGGGUUAAGAGGAGAAGAGAAACAUAAGUAUCUCAAGAAACUACUGGAGAUGAAGCAAGAAACCUCUCAAGACCAAGACUAUAGUCAGUGGUGGUCUUGGAGGAACCUAGUAAGAUCGAUUUUGGAUAUAACCCAAGAAAAAAACCGCUGGUCAGGAGGAUCUUCCAAGUGCGAGGACUCCUACAACAUGUAUGAUCGAAAAAAUGAUUUUGAUAACGACUAUGGAUGGAGUAAAGCUCUUGAUCAUGAUGAUUACGAGCCUCUCAAAUACUCGGGUGUUGGCGUUUACCUCGUAAAUCUCACUGCGGGAUCAAUGAUGGCUCCGCAUAUGAACCCGACAGCAACAGAGUACGGCAUCGUUCUCUCCGGUUCAGGAGAGAUUCAGGUCGUAUUUCCUAACGGAACUUCUGCUAUGAACACGAGAGUCUCUGUAGGAGAUGUGUUCUGGAUCCCUCGCUACUUUGCCUUUUGCCAGAUCGCAUCUCGGACCGGUCCGUUUGUGUUUGUUGGAUUCACCACAUCGGCUUACAAGAACCGACCACAGUUUCUUGUUGGAUCGAACUCGCUACUUCGGAGUCUCAAUGUGACAUCACUUGCCAUGGCUUUUGGAGUAGACGUAGAGACGAUGAGGAAGUUAAUUGAGGCUCAGAAAGAAGCUGUUAUUCUGCCCACCGCAGCUGCAGCUCCUCCCGCUUAAAGGUGAGACGGUGCGUUUUGGACUCGACCACCUUUUUGAUUUGUGCAAUGAGAGAAUGUGAGACAUGUUUUCUUUUUUGAAUGUUUAUGUAUGUAGAUAAACAUGAGGAUGUUAUAUGUAUGUUUUUGUUUCUUUGAAAUGACAUAAUAAUGGUGUAUGAUAUUUUUAGUCUAUUCUUCGAAUCCGCGACUCCGCAACUUUUCUUAUUUAGAUAAUAAUAUAGCACAUUAGAA